UGUUAAAGCGUGCCAUUAAAGGACAUCCAUUUGGUUACAGAUCUUGUCUUUUUCCUCAAUGGCUUUAACUUAUUAAGCCCAAUUCAACUUCUUCACUCAUUUUCCCUUCUGGGUAUACUCCUGAACUUGCAUUAUUGAAACCUGUUCUUGUUGCUUUUAGCUUCCUUAAAUUAUUGUUCAAAGCCACUGAAGAAACUCCAUCCGAUUUUACGAUUAACCUUUAAAUCUUGCUUGUAGUUUGAUGUGGCUUCACUACAUUGCUUCUUUCUCUUGAUUUGUGUUUAUUUUAUUCUACAACUCAUAUCAAUCUCUAAACUUCACUUCCACAUCUUGAUUAUCUCCAAAACUUUUAGAUACUUGCAUUUCUUUUUGCAAAUUUUUAUUGGAUUUGUGAGCUUUUCAUGUUGGAAGUAGACACAAUUUGUGAUGUCUUAUUACGGCCAUCCAGACCCAUCUAGUUCUUACCCUUCAUCAACAUCUUCAAAUGAAAAUGAGUCAGCUGAGUUGAAGCUUUACCAAGCUUUCAUUUUUUCUGUUCCCAUUUUCUUCACUUUUAUCCUUCUUUUCUUGUUCUACUUGUUCUAUCUUCGGCGCAGGCGAGUUGAUUGGCCAUCUCUUCAAAUGCGAAGCUCUUUAGAAAACAAUAGCCUUAAUGAUCUUUCAAGGCAGGCUGAAAUGGGCUUGAAGAAAGAAUUGAGAGAGAUGUUGCCUAUUAUCAUAUAUAAAGAGAGCUUCUCUAUCAAAGAUAUACAAUGUUCAGUUUGUCUUGCGGACUACCUAGCAGAAGAUAAACUUCAACAGAUACCUGCAUGUGGUCAUGCAUUCCACAUGGAUUGCAUUGACCACUGGCUUGCCACCCACACCACUUGCCCACUAUGCCGUCUUUCCCUCAUUCCUUCUGCUAAAGCUCCUAUUGAAUCACCUGACACCCAAGAAGGAACUAGUCAAGAAUCUUCCUUGACAGAGAACGGUGAUGGAGCGUCUGAUCAACCUAUUUCUGAAGCUUGUGAAGAAACACGAGCUAUAGAACAUCCUGAGUCAAGGAAUAGAAAUGCAGGAGCCAUUGAAAACAAUUCUGAAGUAGAGGAAACUUCUCAAUGUUUUGAUCAAGGAACUGAGUUUCAGGAUACAAGGAAUGAAACUGAAAAUGAUGACCAUAGCAGACGGAUCCCUGCUUAAGAUAAGACUAUAACAAUCAGGUCACAAUGAUGAAGCCUAAUGCCAUCGUGUUGCACCUCUAUUCUUCUUACAAAACCAGUUGAAUAGCAUGAAGCUUCUGAGUUGACAAAUUCUUGUUUGCCAACUAAAUGUAAUGAACAAAUGAUCGCACAGCCAAAAUUUCCUUCGUCUCCCUUGUUGCUGUCACCUCAGGCUCAAGGAACUUGUCAAUGACAAGGAUUUUCAAAGAAAGUUCAUGAUGAGAAUGAAACAAAAGAGCAAAGAAUGGAUGUUCAUGGUUGAAUUUGGUUUAUCAAUGUUGUUUUGUUUAAUUUAAUAUUUAUAGUAACUCUGCAAUGUUCUAUUGCAUUUGACUUGGAACUCCCGAUUAUAAAGAGUACAUUGAGAAGGUUCUGUUGAAAUUGUAAUUUGAGAAACAUAGUUGAAUAUGGAAUAUUUAUUGAAUCUAGUUUAAACUUGCUGAAA
This is a messenger RNA of Mangifera indica (mango), 1644 nucleotides long. RefSeq names its product RING-H2 finger protein ATL7-like. Lineage: Eukaryota; Viridiplantae; Streptophyta; Magnoliopsida; Sapindales; Anacardiaceae. Gene Ontology annotation, molecular function: transferase activity. The transcript is spliced from 4 exons. The coding region runs from base 427 to 1179 and encodes 250 amino acids. Gene Ontology annotation, biological process: protein ubiquitination. The record is from RefSeq and is a predicted model, not a curated record.